Messenger RNA from Paramuricea clavata, 1639 nucleotides. Lineage: Eukaryota; Metazoa; Cnidaria; Anthozoa; Malacalcyonacea; Plexauridae. The record is from the annotation of a GenBank genome assembly.
AUGCCUGAGGAUCUGAAGAUUGCGAUCCUAUCACCCCUGUUAAAAAAGUCCAACAUUGAUUUUGAAAGUUUUACCAAUUUUCGACCAGUUUCAAACUUGAAAUUUUUAUCUAAACUCAUCGAGAAAAGUGUUUCGGGGCAGUUGAAUAAUUACCUUGUAGAGAAUGAUCUUCAUGAGCAAUAUCAGUCUGCAUAUAAAGCUUUCCAUAGUACAGAGACGGCGUUAGUAAAGAUUACCAAUGACAUUUUAUUAUCUUUGGAUAGAGGUGAGCAUGUUUUUCUUCUAUUGUUGGAUCUAUCAGCAGCGUUUGAUACUGUCAGUCACUCCUUGCUGUUAUCACGGAUGGAGAAACGGUUUGGCAUUAGUGGAAUUGUGCUAAAGUGGUUUGAAUCUUACCUAUCUAAUAGGAGCCAGUUUGUGAAUAUUAAUGGUACGAGAUCUGCAACUCAUGACGUAAACAUUGGAGUUCCUCAGGGUUCAGUCUUGGGCCCUUUAUUGUAUCUUAUCUACACUUCACCCCUGGCAGAAAUUAUCAACAGAUAUAACCUGAAGUAUCAUUUGUUUGCAGAUGAUACACAGAUCUAUAUCUCCUUUAAUACCACAGACGUUGCUACAUCCAAACAACGCGUUGAGGACUGUGUAGCUGAAAUUUGUCAUUGGAUGAAUAGUAAUGAGCUUAAACUCAAUCAUGAUAAAACUGAAAUUAUGUUGAUACAUUCAAGGUACCUUAAUAAACCACCUGUUGAUGAUUUUAACAUUGAACUUGAGAAAGUGCCUAUUACUGCUGCAUUAGUUAAAAGUUUGGGUGUUGGUUUCGAUGAGCACAUGAUGUUUGAUAGCUAUGUUGCUGAUAAAUGUAAAUCUUCCUUUUACCAUCUGAGGAGCUUGUCGAGGAUCCGCAAAUAUCUGACGAGAGAGACUGCUGCAAUUGUUGUACACGCUUUUGUUACAUCGAAGCUAGACUACUGCAACUCUCUUCUCUUUGGCUUACCGAAGUACCAAAUGAAGAGGUUACAGUAUGUUCAAAAUACAGCCGCUGGAAUUGUUUGUCGGAUUGGUAUAUAUGAACAUAUCACUCCAAUUUUAGUGGAUCUGCAUUGGUUGCCAGUACAUUACCGCAUAGUUUUUAAAAUUUUGUUGUUAGUUUAUAAAACAAUUAAUGGCAUGAGUCCAAGGUAUCUGACUGAUCUACUACAGUUUCGUUGAUCCUCAAGAUCACUACGAUCUGUAUCGAAUGAACUCUUAAGUCAACCGAGAACUAUUACGAAGACAUAUGGUGAUAAAGCUUUUUCAGUUUGUGCACCUAGACUUUGGAAUAUUUUACCAUUGGAUAUUCGCAAGUCAUCUAGUGUUUACGCUUUUAAGAAGUCAGUUAAACCUCAUCUUUUUUCAAAAUUUGUUAGUAGCAAAUCUUUAUUUAUGUAGAUAACUUUAGGUACCUUACUUUGUUUGUAUAUAGUAGUUUUAUUCUAAAUCAUGUAAAGCGCCUUGAACAGCUUUGGAUUUGUGCGCUAUAUAAAUAAAGUUUAUUAUUAUUAUUCUCAGCUACUUCUUUUGACUCCUUCUUAUGAACAGGUGUGAUGUUCGCAGUCUUCCAUUCUAUGGGUACUCUGCCACAGUUCAGAGAAUGAUUGAAUAA